This is a messenger RNA of Abrus precatorius (Indian licorice), 1485 nucleotides long. Its product is annotated as thioredoxin-like 2, chloroplastic. Bases 244 to 846 code for a protein of 200 amino acids. NCBI's taxonomy places the organism in Eukaryota, Viridiplantae, Streptophyta, Magnoliopsida, Fabales, Fabaceae. Gene Ontology annotation, biological process: cell redox homeostasis. The record is from RefSeq and is a predicted model, not a curated record. The transcript is spliced from 4 exons.
AGGGGCAUGAAAAGAUUACACACGCAUAACAAAAGGAGAAGCAUUUGGUUUGGGGGUGGUUAAGGAAAAUAUCAAUUAAGGCGUGGGACUGCACUAUUUAUCUGCUUUGCUUCUCCUUUCUUCACCUUUCUAAACACACAACACAAUCCAUUCACUUGUUCUUGUGUCCGUCCUCAUUCUCAUCAUCUCAUGUGUCCAAUUCAACCAUUUUUGAAGCGCUAGCACUCUUUCCUUCUUGUGUAAAUGGCACAUGUUGAUGUUAUUCGAUUACAAUUUCAGCCCCUUCGAUUCUCCUCUUCCGCUCUCUUCAUAUCUCUCUCUCCCGCACCCUCCGGCAACAGUUCUAAGAGGCUAUUCUCUCCUCUCGCCUAUGCUUCUUCUCCAGCGCCACCUGCUACUCUUGCUUUCACCCCCAGAAGGCACUUCCUUUCUUUCAAGGUAUGUGCAACUGUUGCUGAAACUGGUCAGCCAAAAUGGUGGGAAAAGAAUGCACCAAAUAUGAUUGACAUUCACUCCACACAGGAAUUUCUGAGCGCUUUAAGUCAAGCUGGUGAUAGACUAGUUAUUGUGGAAUUUUAUGGAACUUGGUGUGCUUCUUGCCGAGCAUUAUACCCCAAGCUUUGCAGAACAGCUGAAGAUCACCCUGAAAUUCUUUUCCUAAAAGUAAAUUUUGAUGAGAAUAAGCCAAUGUGCAAAAGUCUGAAUGUUAAAGUACUUCCAUUCUUCCACUUUUAUCGUGGGGCCGAGGGGCAGCUUGAAUCAUUUUCAUGUUCACUAGCCAAGCGUAGCUGGUUGCAAGAAGAUGGUCAUAAUAAUACCUGUUUGAGUUCUUGGUUGGCCGGUUGAAUUCAGAAAAAGGCAUAAUCAAGUACACAGAAACACAUGUUAACUGACCAGUUUUCCUCAUUAAGCACAAGACUUGAUUACAAACUUGCGGGGCAAGUGGGAUGCCUAAAAACAAAUAUAUGAUGAUGGGUAUAUAAGCUUAUAAUAGUGGAUAGAACAUAAUUAUAUAGAAUGCUGGGAGCCAAAUGUAUUAAUUUGUUAAUCAGCUAAUGGUUCAUUUGGAAAUUGCAGUUUCAAAAAAUAAAGGAUGCCAUUGAGACACAUAACACAGCUCGAUGCAGCAUUGGUCCACCUAAGGGCAUUGGUGAUUUGCUUGUUGAACCUUCCUCUGUUCCUAAGGACAGACCAGCAGAAUCUGUUUAAGCGCAGUACUUCUAUUCAUACAUCUGUAUUAUAAGCUGUCUCACAAAGGGAAACCCCAAAGUAGGCUGUGGUCCAGAGAAACCCAUGAUUUGAAGGAUAUAUGUACUCUGUAUAUUUACCCUUUAAUUAUUAUCAUUAUUAUUAUAAUUAAUUUUUUCCCGUUUUACAAGGAUAUCAAGCAGAAUUGUUUGUUCUGUUUCAUUCUUGACCAUUCGUCAGCUGAUUGUAAUCAAGUACUUGAAAACUUUAGUGAAAUGAAAUGUUAGGUUUUGAAUU